Messenger RNA from Trichoderma atroviride IMI 206040, 1323 nucleotides. RefSeq lists its product as uncharacterized. The record is from RefSeq and is a predicted model, not a curated record. Gene Ontology annotation, biological process: endocytosis; actin cortical patch localization; actin filament organization. Lineage: Eukaryota; Fungi; Ascomycota; Sordariomycetes; Hypocreales; Hypocreaceae. Gene Ontology annotation, cellular component: actin cortical patch. Gene Ontology annotation, molecular function: phosphatidylinositol binding; ubiquitin binding.
AAGAAGCCCUACUCCGCCGUCACGGUCACCAUCGAGACGCUCACGUCCGAGGCCUACCAAGAGGACGACGUCGGCGGCAUCCCCGACCUCGUCGAAGUCAUCACCAUCCAGGCCUCUGGCCCCACCGAGGCCGCGCGCGCCAUCCGCAAGAAGCUCAAGUACGGCAACGUGCACCGCCAGAUCCGCGCCCUGGUCCUGCUCGACGGCCUGAUCCAGAAUGCCGGCCCGCGCUUCCAGCGAACCUUUGCGGACGAGCCCCUGCUGGAGCGCCUGCGAGUCUGCGGCACGUCUGACCUGUCCGACCCGGAGGUGAGGAAGAAGUGCAGGGAGCUGUUCAGCAGCUGGUCCCAGUACUCGAGCACGCCUGGUCUGGAGAGGAUCGCUCGACUGCACAAGGAGCUGCCGAAGCGCAAGGUUGGCGUCACGCAGGAGAGGUCAAAGGUGUUGAAGGAGACGGAGAACCCCUUUGGCGACGAAGAGGACGACGAGCCGACUUCGCCCAAGCCUUCCCACGCCGCUGGACCGUCGUCGUCGUCCCAUAACCGUUCGGCGCAUAGCCGCGAAGGAUCGGCAGUCAACUCGCUCAAACACCAACAGGCGUCCUCGCUGUCCCUGUCCAGCGGCGGAUCCAUAUUCGGCAGCAGCUCUUCUAGCUCCGACAAGAAGAAGAAGAGCAGCAGCGGCAAGUCCAAGGGCAAGAAGAAGCCGUUUAAUCUAGAAGCAGAAAAGGAGCAGAUGAAGUCUGUCAUCGCCGAGUCGUCGCUAGCAGCUACAAACCUGGGCAACGUGCUGCAGACCAUUAACCGUGAGAAGGAGCGGAUUUCUGAAAAUAACCUGGCUGUGGAGAGAUUUGAAUCCUGCAAGCUGCUCCGUAGGAAGGUGUUGCGCUACAUUCAUCAUGUCGAUCACGAACAGUGGCUUGGCCCUCUCCUCCAUGCCAACGAUGAAUUGGUUCACGCUCUCAUGACAUUUGAGCAGCUAGACCAGUCUGUCGACGCUGACAGUGACUCUGACGACGAACUCGCCGAACAAGCUCACUUAUACCGAAUGGCCGCCUUGAAAGGAAAAGAAGAACAGGCCGCCAAAGACGGUACCACCUCCCCAACCCGAGCCGAGCACCCUGACAUCGCCGGCCUGAGCAUCAACUCCUCACCAAGACAGACUCCGCCGCCCCGGCCAUCUGCCAAGCCGGCCUUUUCAGCACCCCCUAUUCCACCGCCGCUGCCUUCGAACCCGCGACCGGCAGUGCAGGAGAGGCAGGAUUCCUACCAGUCAGAGGAAGAGGACGAAGACGAUCCGUUUGCGGACAGGAACGCUAUGUGA